CGCGCUAGGACCGCGGCGCGCCGCCCUCCGCGGCUAUAAGAGGCCGUGCUCCGGCCCCACGCGGAACCCGCGGCUCCGACCGGUGCCGGCGUCCCACUCGCGUUGGACCCGAGGCCGGACCCGCCGCUACGCAGCGGACGCCAGCCCAGGGCCUGCGAGGGACGCGCGCCCCAGGGUCGUAGUCGCGGGCACCAUGGGCGCUGCCCACUCCGCUUCCGAGGAGGUGCGGGAGCUCGUGGGCAAGACCGGCUUCUCUUCAGACCAGAUCGAGCAGCUGCACCGGAGGUUUAAGCAGCUGAGUGGAGACCAGCCUACUAUCCGCAAGGAGAACUUCAACAACGUCCCUGACCUGGAGCUCAACCCAAUCCGAUCCAAAAUCGUCCGUGCCUUCUUUGACAACAGGAACCUUCGCAAGGGGCCCAGCGGCCUGGCCGACGAGAUCAACUUCGAGGACUUCCUGACCAUCAUGGCCUACUUCCGGCCCAUCGACACCGCCAUGGACGAAGAGCAGGUGCAGCUGUGCCGGAAGGAGAAGCUGAGAUUUCUGUUCCACAUGUACGACUCGGACAGUGACGGCCGCAUCACCCUGGAAGAGUACCGAAAUGUGGUAGAGGAGCUGCUCUCCGGGAACCCGCACAUUGAGAAGGAGUCGGCUCGCUCCAUUGCCGACGGGGCCAUGAUGGAGGCGGCCAGCGUCUGUGUGGGACAGAUGGAGCCUGAUCAGGUGUACGAGGGCAUCACCUUCGACGACUUCCUGAAGAUAUGGCAGGGGAUAGACAUCGAGACCAAGAUGCACGUCCGCUUUCUUAACAUGGAAACCAUCGCCCUUUGCCACUGACCUGCCGCCCCCACCCCCGCCCCCCCAGGAGCCCCUGCCUCUGCGCUGGGCAGCGUCCCCACGAGCCCCGGGCCUUUCGCUGCGGCUCCUGUAAAUAGUCAACAUUUCUCCAUUCAUCUCGUUUCCCACAGGGUGUGGUAUGCGGGACUUUGUUGUUUUUAUCUCUAAUAAAAAAGGAAGAGGGUUUGUUAAUGAA
Molecule: messenger RNA, 1034 nt
Organism: Pteropus alecto (black flying fox)
Lineage: Eukaryota; Metazoa; Chordata; Mammalia; Chiroptera; Pteropodidae
Gene: TESC
Product: tescalcin
Exons: 8
Coding region: 194-838 (214 amino acids)
Molecular function (GO): calcium ion binding
Source: RefSeq, a predicted model, not a curated record